Molecule: messenger RNA, 1044 nt
Organism: Carcharodon carcharias (great white shark)
Lineage: Eukaryota; Metazoa; Chordata; Chondrichthyes; Lamniformes; Lamnidae
Gene: agmat
Product: agmatine ureohydrolase (agmatinase)
Exons: 7
Coding region: 1-1044 (347 amino acids)
Molecular function (GO): agmatinase activity; metal ion binding
Source: RefSeq, a predicted model, not a curated record
AUGGAGCGGAUUCUCCUGCGCUGUGUUCCCUCUUCACUGAAGGCAGGGUACCCGCGGGACUGGCUGCUGCAGAGCCUGUCCCGCUGGAGCUCCUCCUCGUCUCGGUUCAACACGCCACUCAGCGCUGCCGAGGUAGCCCGGCCAGCCGGAAUUUGCUCCAUGAUGCGCCUCCCGGUGCAGGAUUCCUCGAAGGGCUUGGACGCUGCUUUUGUUGGAGUACCUCUGGACAUUGGCACCUCGAACCGGCCUGGUACUAGAUUUGGACCCCGACAUAUCCGAGCAGAGUCAGCCAUGGUUAGAGCCUACAAUGGCAGCACCAGGGCAGCCCCUUUUGAAUCUCUGAUGGUGGCUGACAUUGGUGAUGUCAACGUGAAUCUUUUUGACCUGAAGGGGAGUUGCAAGAUGAUCAGGAACUCUUUUAAGAAGAUUGUGUCCACAGGCUGUAUACCACUGACAAUGGGUGGUGAUCACACAAUAACAUACCCCAUAUUGCAGACAAUGGCAGACAAAUAUGGCCCAAUAGGCCUGGUUCACAUUGAUGCACAUACUGACACAGGUGAUAUUGUCCUCGGGGAGAAGAUUUGUCAUGGAACGCCAUUCAGGCGCUGUGUGGAAGAAGGGCUACUCGACUGUAAACGCGUGGUACAGAUCGGCCUCCGUGGUUCAACUUAUGAACCAGAUGGUUUCCUUUGGGGCAGAGAACAGGGUUUUCGAGUGGUUAGUGGACAGGAUUGUUGGCUACGUUCCCUUGCUCCACUUAUGAAGGAGGUGAGGCAGCAAAUGGGGGAUGGCCCUGUGUACAUUAGCUUUGAUAUCGAUGGCCUGGAUCCAGCCUUUGCUCCUGGUACUGGAACCCCAGAGAUCGCUGGUCUUCAACCCAGUCAGGCUUUGGAAAUCAUACGAGGUUGUCAGGGAAUGAAAAUAAUCGGCUGCGACUUGGUUGAGGUUUCACCACCAUACGAUACUUCUGGUAACACGGCUCUGACAGCUGCCAACCUGCUCUUCGAGAUGCUCUGUGUUCUGCCCAAUGUUAAGUAUUAUUGA